Porites lobata is the source of this 1279-nucleotide messenger RNA. NCBI's taxonomy places the organism in Eukaryota, Metazoa, Cnidaria, Anthozoa, Scleractinia, Poritidae. The record is from the annotation of a GenBank genome assembly.
AAAGAGAGUUUCUCGUCAGCUAUUGUAGAAGCCUGGCACCAUUUUGGCAUUAGAGUAAUACAGUGGGUUACUUGCAUCGAGGCACAUAACAACAACAAUGAGUGUACGAGUGGAGACGAGAUGAAUCUAUAUCAUUACCAUAUGGCCUUAAAAUUAGCGAAGCGGGGGAGAUGGCUUCAAGUACGAAACUACUUGGACGAGAAGUUUGGAGUUCAAGUGAAUUUUAGUGACAACCAUAAUUCGUACUACACAGCCUACCGGUAUGUCACCAAGGAAGAUCGUGAAGCGUUACACUCCUCUGGACAUCCUGACCUUACUGAUGCGGUUCCACGGACCGAAGCUGCAAUAACUUCUCGGAAAAGAAAGGCAAAAGACAAGGGCAAAGGCCAGGGUAAAAAAAAAAGGAAGUCAAAGAUCGGAGCGUCUCAGUGUUUACGAUGUCUGUCAGAUAGUUCAACACAAGGGUAUAACGUCACGGCUAGAACUCGUUUGCUUGGCUGUUGAACAAAAUCGAGAGGGUAAAAGUUCUCUGGCACAGUUUAUCGCAAACCGGGGAAAUAAAGCAGUAGAGGAAGCUAUGGAGUUAGCGAAAGAAUUUGCCGAAGCAGAGGCAAAGUGUCUCCGGGCUAAGAAGACCAGGAUCGAGUUAUUACAAGAACAAACUACAGGCGAAUGUGUCCAUGGUUGUGGGGGGAGGUGGUUAGAAGCAGCUCAGCAAUUAUUGCAAAGGCACAAUAAUACAAAAGAAGAUUAUUGUACCGCAAUUUACACGGCUUUGAGUAAGGGAAGAGGAAAGUACAGAAAUAUCUUUAUUUAUGGCGACACAAAUUGCGGCAAAUCGUUUAUCUUAGCUCCGUUGAAGGUCAUUUAUAAGACCUUUUGUAACCCCGCCACUGGUUCAUUUGCUUGGCUAGGAGCAGAGGACGCGGAGGUAAUUUUCCUCAAUGACUUCCGCUGGCAUCCCAAAAUUAUUGCCUGGGCUGACUUUCUACAGGCUCUGGAAGGCGACACAGUGCACUUGCCGACCCCGAAAAACGUAUGUAGCCGAGGUUUGGAACUAAAUAAAGACACCCCAUUUUUCGCCACCUCUGAUGCUCCUUUGGUUUUAAUUAAAGCUGGAGCAAUUGACAGCACUAACACUCGUAUCAUGAAUGUGAGGUGGAGAUUCUACCACUUUUGGAACCAAAUACCACCCGAGGAACAACAGGAGUUAAUUCCAUGUGGUCGCUGCUUUGCUAAGUUUAUUUUGGACAACGCACGCAACGAUGCGUUGCUAUAG